CUCUCGCAAGCGUUGGUCCGCGUUUCCGCGCUCUUCCCGGAGUGCCGUGCUUGGUGCUGCGACGGCAGCAACGCGGCCAACGACAGCACAUGUUCCGAUCGCUGCUCCAAGGGAGGCAGCCGGACGAGACAGUAGCGGACGACGAGAAGGGCCAGCCACCACCGGCGCACCGUCUCCCCCGUGUGCGCGCAGGCGUUGUGGUCGCCUUGAUGCCAGCACCAUGAAAGACCAAGUCGGGCCCUCGGACUCCUGGAUGGCCGGGGUCAAGCUGGGCAUUGUGCGGCUCGGACGGGCUGCGGGCAAGAUCAAGUACACCCUUCUUGAUGAACGGGACAUCAGCCUCGUCCAUGAGUACUCCUUUGAGGCCCGUGUGGAGGUGGACAAGGAUGGCAAUGGGGCCCAGAUAUUUGCCUAUGCUUACGAGAUGAACCAGAGCAAGAGCAGUGGACAGUAUUUGCACCAUUUACUCUGGGAGCGGCACCUGGGGGGCGUGGCGCCGGGCUUCGGGGUGUUUCACCGCAAUGGGGUGACGAUGGACAAUCGGCUGGAGAACCUGUGCCUGGGGCAGGCACGGCCCCUGGCGCCCCGGCGGGGGGAGGCGCCCUGCAAGCAGCGGGAGCACUCUCUGUACUGGGCCGCCAUCCAGCAGCUGCCCCCGGAGCACCUCGUUGAAGAGUUAUCGGACGCCGCUGCCACCAAAUACUUCAAUGCCAAUGGAGAGGUGAUAGAGGAAGAAGAGGAGGGGGGCUGCUACUACGAGUGCCACUACCCACCCUGCAGCAGCCUGGAGCGGGAACCCCGGGAGUUCAGCAUCUGCGGUCGGUGCCAGGCGGCCCGCUACUGCGGCCUCUUUUGCCAGCAGCGGGACUGGCCCCUCCACAAGCGGCACUGCCGCCCCAGGGCCAAGGCGCACCGCGAGCGCGCCCCGGAGCGGUGACGGCACCACGCCACAGAAGUCGACGCACUCCCGGGCCCGCGCCGCUUGCCCCCGGGCUUGCGCUCGCCGGGAGCCGAAGGGAAACCGAAACCACCACGCGGUGCUCAACCCUGUGUGCCAUGCAUUCUCUGCAGUGUCGUGACGUGCAGCGACAUCAAUGAACUUGCGGAACCCUCGCGAAAGAAACUCCAGCAUGUCGUCGGGGCGAAUCUCAAUUUUCGGUGCCUUUUUGGGGGGAGGGAGGGGGAGGGAGGGGCUGGACGGUCGGUGUUGUCCUCGGCUUUACCGGUGCGACCUUGUUGACGAUGCGAGAUUUGCCUCGGGUUCAAGUUGGAGUCGGUCCCAUCGUAAGUGGCCGACACAGUAUGCGUUCCACUCGUUUAUACUGUCGGGAGGUGUGGUUAAUAAUAUGCGUGCUUUGGGAGGCAUUCAAUUCCCAAAAGCGAAAUAGUUUGGGUCGUGCAGCCUAGGUGCCGUGGCCUAGUUGGACACAACUCAACAUUAAGUGGGAGAAGGAACUACCCCGCUCCGGCUUCGUAAAUAUUUGGAGUAACAAAUAAUGAGUGUGCGGGGCCCACGGAUGCGCAUUUGUUUUUAUGCAGAUACUGGGAUUGCUACAGUUAAGAGAGGAGAAAGCGUGUGUGCCCCUUUAGUUCAGUGUUUGUAGGUUUACCCUUCCUUUAUUGUGUUUUGGUUCUUCUCGAGAUCUCAUUGUUUUCUGUGGGCAGUUUGCAUGCUUUUCACUUUGUCAUUGCGAAAUAGCUAGUAUUAUCUCUUGGCCGGUUAAUAUUUGUUUUGGGAACGCUCGUCAGUUUGCCCCAGUGUUUGUGGCCCGAGUCUCGCCGCUCACAGUACCGGACGUGCCACGGUGUCCGUACGCAAUUCUCGACGCAGUCUGCCUAUUCAGUUUGUGGAAGCCUCAACAGAAGGGCAGGUUUCUGGUUGCUGCAUGGUGUUGGGAACUUGUGCCUGAGCUGUCUCUCCCUCCAGCCAUUGAGUCCAGGGAUUCUUCCCAAGCACAGACUGCCAUCUACGUCUUCUCCUUUUGGCUCCCUGUUCCGACGGGCACAGCCUGCCACAUUCACGAGCGGAUGUUGUUCUGCCGUGUGGCCGCACCUUUUCCCAGCUUGUGUGCUCCACCUUGCGAUGUGACCAAACCUUCUGACGAAUUAGUGCUACGUUCCACUUGGGAGGAGGCAUCUGCAAAGGUGGUUGCACCAAGCCUGCCAGUGGGGGCCACUGUUUCAGUGUGGAACAAAUGACUCCAGAAGCCCUUGUUUUCUUUUUUUUUUUUUGUUAUUCUUUUGCAAAUGCCUGCACCGUACUCAACCAAAGCAUUCCCGGCAUUGUUGGUUAACUGCAAAUAUGGGCAGAGAUCUCUGAUGCACUCGCUGCAUUUCUUUUUGAGGGGUGGGCUGUGUGUGCGAGUUUCUUACCGUGUGCCGAUUUUAUUACAAAUUUUCUACCAGCCUGUGCAUUGUUCUUUUGAGUUGUUUGUAGCAGGCAUGUUAGUCUUUGAUGCUGCGUUCCAACAGGGUUCGGUUUUUCUCCCCCGCUCGGACGAUGGGGGGGGAACCUUUCAUUGUUUGUAAUGGCAAUGUUUCUAGUCUGCAUGCUCUUUUAUUACGAUUGGGGGAGGGUGGCACUUGUCCUGCACCGACGUUUGUGCCACUCCCCAACUGCCAAGUGUUACCUGGCAAACAUUUAUUUAUUACCAUAAAAAUUCUUCAUUAUGUAUGAAUGGUGUUACCUACUUGUGCUUUUGUGGCAUCUUCUCCUGUACAGUUGCCAUUUGAAAGUUUUGUCAUUGUUUGCUGUGUACAGACUGGAUUUUAAGUUGCUCUUUCUUUAAUUUUGCAUGUUUUCUUAAUGAUGUGCCAGCUGUUUUUUUAAUGUCGGGAGACACGUCCACUAAUUGAGGAUGCCCUGUUAUGUGGACCAUCGAAUAAACCAUGUGACAAAAUUGA
Messenger RNA from Ixodes scapularis (black-legged tick), 2904 nucleotides. RefSeq names its product zinc finger MYND domain-containing protein 19. Bases 221 to 937 code for a protein of 238 amino acids. Lineage: Eukaryota; Metazoa; Arthropoda; Arachnida; Ixodida; Ixodidae. The record is from RefSeq and is a predicted model, not a curated record. The transcript has 7 exons.